Molecule: messenger RNA, 726 nt
Organism: Cylicocyclus nassatus
Lineage: Eukaryota; Metazoa; Nematoda; Chromadorea; Rhabditida; Strongylidae
Source: the annotation of a GenBank genome assembly
GUCACCUUAUUUGGGAAUCAAAACAUUGCAUAGCCAUAAAAUACCACACAGUUAAUGAAAAUCUUGAUCGUUGCGUUAAUUUCACUGACAGAAGCAUUUCUACACCCAUACAGCAACGAGCUAAUCUUCAGAAGUGCGGAUCAAACUCACAUAAGCGAUCUCGAUCGUUCUGACGCAGGAUGCCGCGAUCACUGCGAGGUUGGAUGGACAUACCUCGACGAAACGGACGCCUGCUAUAAGAAUUUCUUCCAUGCUACCUUUCAAAGUGCCGAAAACCUGUGUAAAACUCUUGGAGGACAUUUGGCUUCGAUCCACAGUUAUAACGAGAACCUCUUCGUGGCUGAGCUUGCAAAAUCGGGUAGGCAAAUGACUGAUCCUGAUAUUUGGACGCAGGGGACUUGGAUUGGUCUGGAACGCUAUGAUCAUUUAAACUGGACCUGGACUGACGGCACAAACGUUGACUUUCUACUAUGGGCUCCGGGAGAACCAAAUAACUUUGAAGGAGUACAAAAAUGCGGGCAGCUGUGGCCAGACCCACAUGUAGACAGAUCCAUGGCCUUAACCUAUCAAAGAUGGGACGAUUUAGAUUGUCACAUUGAAAUCAGAUCGUUUGUGUGCAAGAAGAAGCCUUUGCACUAGUGGCGAAACAAAAACGCGUUUGAUUGCUGUGAAUGAAAUUUUGUACAACAAAUCUUACAAAUAGCAGUAAAUACUCAAUAAAUUUUU